GAUUUUAGAGAGAGAAAAAAAAGGGGGUGUGUGUGCGUUUCCGCGUAGAGAGAUGAGAUCAAUGAGACUAACAGGACUGUUCAGCAGAAGAAAAGAAUGAGAAAGAGAGAGAGGGAGAGUUUCUCUUUGCUUUCAUUUUCUGAAAUCUGAAACGAAAACCAUACUAAAAAGAAACCAUUUCUUUCUUUUCUUUUUCUUAUCUUUAUUUCAAUCAAAGAUCGAUUCACACCUUACUUUCACACCAACCCUCGAUAUAAAUCUUUCAUCUUCUCUCUCUACCCAUCUUUUUCCUUUCCAUUGAUCUCUAACUUUUUUCUGUUGGGGUUUUUUUUUUUUUUCCAAUUCAAAUUCUCUCUAUAUAUCUAUCUGUCUUUGAACUCUUCAAUGGAGGGUAGUUAUCAUCAUCAUCAACAACAACAUCCUCAACAUCCUCAUCAAAUCAGUGUGAACAUCGACACAGGUGAUAGGUUCCCUCAAUGGAGUAUUCAGGAGACAAGGGACUUUUUGACGAUUCGAGCCGAGCUCGAUCCAACGUUCAUGGAGACCAAGCGAAACAAGCUUCUCUGGGAGGUGAUCGCAACGAAAAUGAAGGAGAAGGGUUACAAUCGUAGCGCCGAGCAGUGCAAAUGCAAAUGGAAAAACCUCGUCACUCGAUAUAAGGGAUGUGAAACUAUGGAGCCAGAAGGUAUGAGGCAGCAGUUUCCAUUUUACAACGAGUUGCAGACGAUUUUCGCAGCAAGGAUGCAGCGAAUGCUAUGGAUCGAGGCAGAGGGAGGAGGAGGAGGAGCAAGCGGGUCGAAGAAGAAAGGGGUAUCGUCAGACGAUGAUGAUGACAACGAGGAGAGUGAAGGAGAGAAGGGUGGAAGCAAGAAGAAGAGAAAGGUAGCCAAGGGUGGCCCAACCAACAACCCUAGUAGUAGUGGGAAUAUCAAUGGUUUGAAGGAGGUUAUGGAGGAAUUCAUGAAACAACAGAUGCAAAUGGAGAUGCAAUGGAUAAAACUGUAUGAAGCAAGAGAGGAGGAGAGGAGGAUGAAGGAGAUGGAGUGGAGGCAAACCAUGGAGUCAUUGGAAAAUGAGAGGUUGAUCAUGGAUAGGAGGAUGAGAGAGAGAGAGGAACAAAGGAGGGUGAGAGAGGAAGCUAGGGCUGAGAAGAGGGAUGCUCUUAUAACUACACUUCUAAACAAGUAUAGAAGAGAAGACAUGUAGUCACUACUCAAAACUUAGCUAGCAAGCUCUCUUUGUUUAUUUUCUUGUAUUUGAUGAGGAGGAAGAGGAAAGCUAUGAAAGGUUUGUCUUGGAACAAAACUCUCUCAUUUAGAACAUGUUUUUGGUUUUAUGGUUAGUUAUUAGACUUUGAAAGAGUUAUAAAAUCCUCCAUUUCUUCA
Molecule: messenger RNA, 1385 nt
Organism: Camellia sinensis
Lineage: Eukaryota; Viridiplantae; Streptophyta; Magnoliopsida; Ericales; Theaceae
Product: Homeodomain-like superfamily protein
Source: RefSeq, a predicted model, not a curated record